This is a messenger RNA of Mercurialis annua (annual mercury), 1549 nucleotides long. RefSeq names its product ubiquitin receptor RAD23d-like. Gene Ontology annotation, cellular component: nucleoplasm; cytosol. The transcript is spliced from 13 exons. NCBI's taxonomy places the organism in Eukaryota, Viridiplantae, Streptophyta, Magnoliopsida, Malpighiales, Euphorbiaceae. The coding region runs from base 59 to 1282 and encodes 407 amino acids. Gene Ontology annotation, biological process: proteasome-mediated ubiquitin-dependent protein catabolic process; nucleotide-excision repair. The record is from RefSeq and is a predicted model, not a curated record. Gene Ontology annotation, molecular function: polyubiquitin modification-dependent protein binding; damaged DNA binding; ubiquitin binding.
AUUAAAUUUUUUUAAAAACCCUCGCGUACGGAGACAGAGAUCGCAUAGUAAGAAGAAGAUGAAGGUUAUUAUCAAGACUUUGAAGGGCACUACGUUCGAUAUUGAAGUGCAACCGGAAGAUACUGUUGCUGAUUUCAAAAAGAAAAUACAAGCUUCUCAAGGGGCAGCUAUUUAUCCUGCUGGACAACAAAUGCUUAUAUAUCAGGGGAAAGUCCUUAAAGAUAACACAACAAUUGAUGAAAAUAAGGUUGCUGAAAAUAGUUUUGUCGUGAUCAUGUUGACAAAGAAUAAAAGCUCAGCGGGAGAAGGUUCAACUGCUUCUGCUACUAAGGCACCUCAAACAAGUGUACCGGCAACAACGGCUCCCCAAGCUGUUGUACCAACCGCAGCACCUCCUGCUCCUGCUCCUACAGCUGCUCCUACACCUGCAGCCUCUCCUGCAGCUGCUCCUCCCUCAGCUGCACCUGCUGCUGUUCCCUCAGCUGCACCUGCUACUGUUCCCUCAGCUACUGCGGGGUCAGAGGGAGAUGUUUAUGGCCAGGCGGCAUCAAACCUGGUUGCAGGAAAUAACUUAGAGGGUGCAGUUCAGCAAAUUCUUGAUAUGGGUGGGGGAACUUGGGAUAGGGAUACUGUUAUUCGUGCUCUUCGUGCAGCAUUCAACAAUCCUGAGAGAGCUGUUGAAUAUUUAUAUUCUGGAAUUCCUGAACAAGCUGAAGCUCCACCUGUCGCUCCUGUGCCUGUGAGUGGGCAAGCUGCAAGUCAACCAGCCCAACCUCAGCAGCCGGCGCAACCAGCAGCCGCCGUUCCUUCUGCAGGACCCAAUGCUAAUCCUCUAGAUCUUUUCCCUCAGGGCCUUCCCAACAUGGGUGCAGGUGCCGGUGCCGGUGCAGGUGCUGGAACUCUAGACUUCUUGCGGAAUAGUCAACAGUUCCAAGCAUUGAGAGCCAUGGUGCAGGCCAAUCCACAGAUAUUACAGCCUAUGCUUCAAGAAUUGGGAAAACAAAACCCUAAUCUCGUGAGACUUAUUCAAGACCAUCAGGCAGACUUUCUUCGUCUCAUCAAUGAACCAGCCGAAGGUGAAGAGGGAAACAUCAUGGGGCAGCUAGCUGCAGCAAUGCCACAGGCAGUAACCGUCACACCUGAAGAGCGUGAAGCCAUAGAACGGCUGGAAGCAAUGGGGUUUGAUAGGGCACUGGUAUUAGAGGUGUAUUUCGCAUGCAACAAGAACGAGGAGUUGGCGGCCAACUACCUAUUAGAUCACAUGCACGAAUUUGAGGAUUGAUUUUGAUGAAAAUAGCGCUGAAUCCUUCUGCCCUAGUGUUCAGAAGAGGGGAGAAGGUCGGGUUUUUUUUAUUUUAAUUUUUAAAACUAUUGUUUCUUUUUUCUAUAUUAUCAUCAACUUCAUAUUAUAAUCAAGUUUGAAGGCUGGAAUUCUAUAAUUUGAAGUUUCUGACAAGGAACAAUCUGUAACAUUCUCAUCCCAUGCUCUUUCCUUAUUUGUUAGGAUCUUGGAUACUUAGUUUUAAUAUACUUGAUUGUCUCUCUUUAA